Pochonia chlamydosporia 170 is the source of this 1662-nucleotide messenger RNA. Its product is annotated as C6 zinc finger domain-containing protein. The record is from RefSeq and is a predicted model, not a curated record. NCBI's taxonomy places the organism in Eukaryota, Fungi, Ascomycota, Sordariomycetes, Hypocreales, Clavicipitaceae. The coding region runs from base 1 to 1662 and encodes 553 amino acids. The transcript has 2 exons.
AUGUCUAAGCGACCUGACGACACAUCGCAGCAAAAGAAAUACCUAGCAGAUCUGAUUACCAAGUUACCCCCAAUAGCCCAAGCGCGGGUCUUACUAGAACACUUUGCAGUCACUUCUCAUCCGAACUGCGGCAUACUGCACAUCCCAUCAUGUCGGAACGUUUUGGAGGAAUCAUAUCGGAAGGUAGGUGUAGGCGGAACACCCUCAAUUGAGAAUUUACUACUUCUGUUCGGAAUAUUUGCAGGAGCGGCCUUUCUUUGGUCACCAAUUCUGCUACAGCAGCUUCAUGCUACUCGUGCAGAGUCGAAAGCCGCGUUUCUCGAAUACAGUCAACUCGGCAUGUCUAUCAUCGACAAUAUAGUGCAACCAUUGACUCCCUCCACUAUCGCCUUGGCAGCUAUGACCAACCUACACUACGUUACAGCCCAUGCUCGUGGACUGUCGGAUAACGCUGUGGCUUUGCGAAUGAAGUGCUACGCAAUGGCUCGCAUUUUGCAAAUCGAUCGCAUGGACACUGCAAAAGUCAGGGAAGAGCGUAAACGAAGAGGGUGCAGCAUUGUUGAAACAGAAAUUCAGAGAAGAAUUUGGUGGAAUCUGGUGGGUAGCGACUGGUUAAAUGCUUUUUCUGGUGGUCCAAAUGAUGGGACUUACUCUCUACAGCCGAGGUACAUGUGCGUUCGUCUUCCCGCAAAUAUCGACGACAAAGAUUUAACGGAACACAUGGUGGAGAGCGACAUUCCACUCUCAAUACCCUCAGACAUGAGUGCCUUCAUUCAACGUGCCAAGAUAUCCGCAGUUUGUCGAGAAGUCGUCGAUUCUCUCCCGUCACAGUUUGACGAUGCCGCCGAACCAGACUAUGAAGCCGUACUGCAAAUGGACCAGAAGUUCCGCGCCUAUCAAGCCAAUCUUCCAACCUUCUUCCGAUUAGAUCCUGAAAGUGUGGAGAAGUCAAAGGAUACAUGCAGAGAGCGGCCACUCAUUGCUCUACAAAGAGUGGGCGUCAACUUCAGCGUACAUAUACGGUUAUGCCGACUUCACAGACCAUAUCACCUGGAGGGCUUGACCAAUCCAAAAUACACCUACUCUUACAAGGCCUGUAUACAUGAGGCCCAGAGGGUACUCGAGCUGCGUCGGGCAAUGGACGAGUGUGCUCCGCUAGGCAUGAACCCAGCUCGGUCUUGGAUAGUCAUGCAGCAUGUUUCUAUCGCAGCGCUUAUCCUUGCAACAGAGGUGUCUUUCAACCCGUCGGCGCCCAAUGCAGAAGACAGAAAGGCCAAGGUGUUGGCUACUUGUGAGUUAUUGGAAAAGUCAAUCGAAGAAUCUGGAUCUAUUAUGGACGGCGUUCAGCGGAACAUGCAAGUUCUCAUAUCAACGCUACAGAGGAAGAGACCACAGAGCUUCAGCCAUCAUAACACCUUGCAGAGAAUAGAGAGCAAUCAUGGACAACCUAAUGGCGUCAUGGCGAUGGAGACCGACGGGGAGGCUGCCCAGCCAGCUGCUGCAGCUUCUGUCGGUAACGCAAUUGCAAAUGAUGGCUUCAUUGGAGAGAUGGAUACCGACCAGACCAACUGGGAUCAGCUGUGGAAAGACUUUAUUGACAUUGCUCCCGAAUUGGAUACUACGCAGUGGGAUCUUUUAUUUGAAGAUGUACAGUCUUUCUAG